AUGUCGGACAAAGAAAAUGAAGAAAAUCAGGUGAAUGAAGCUUUUGGCGAACUGCUCGCCAAGUUCGUCCAAAGAAAUCCUUGUCUUUAUGAUAAAAAGUGCAAAGAAUAUAAAGACAAGAACUUCGUCGCUGAUACAUGGAGCUCCAUCGCAAGUGCCUGCAAUAUGUCAUUGGACAUGGUACAGAAACAGUGGAAAAUUCUUCGCGGUCAAUUCACUCGAGAACACCGCCUUGAGAAGAUGUACGAGCCAUCGGGUACAGGAAAUGACACUUCUAAGAGGCCACGGAAAACAUGGUAUCACUCCCUUCUCUUUUUGGCACCACAUGUGGCCCAUCGCAGUACAUCUAGCAACUUUGUGCGAGGGAGUACAAUAAUCACUAAAUCAUCCCCGUCAACACCACAAUCUGCACUACAGUUAGCAUCGCAGUCAGCAUCUGGAUCAUCGUUUAGCAAUCUGUGGACUCCAAAUCUUUUUAGUGAUGGUUCAACUCCACCACCAGAGAGAUCAACGUCUUCAGAAUCUUUAGCAACUUCAGUAUCUUCAAUUAGUCAGUCAAAGUCACUAGCUAUUGCAAGGAGAGAUUUACUUUCCCCACCACCUGACCAAUCUGCAACUCGGAGACUAAAGGAGUCUCAUAAAGAACAGGAACAGCUGUCUAAAAUGAUAGGCAAUACGACUGAGACUAUAAACAUGCUUAUGCAUAAUUUAACAGAAAAGCGCUCACAGCCUGUCAGUGACGAUAAUGGAGAAGAGGCAGCAAUGGCAAAGGCGUUAAUUUAUGCAUUGAGAAGAGUAAGCUCCAAGUACAAAAUCCAAUGUUAUAUUGAAUGUUUAUCUGUUUUGGAUAAAUUCCAGCUGUAA
Molecule: messenger RNA, 864 nt
Organism: Formica exsecta
Lineage: Eukaryota; Metazoa; Arthropoda; Insecta; Hymenoptera; Formicidae
Product: transcription factor Adf-1-like
Exons: 2
Coding region: 1-864 (287 amino acids)
Biological process (GO): regulation of transcription by RNA polymerase II
Cellular component (GO): nucleus; transcription regulator complex
Source: RefSeq, a predicted model, not a curated record